This is a messenger RNA of Scaptodrosophila lebanonensis, 2654 nucleotides long. Its product is annotated as serine/threonine-protein kinase meng-po. The coding region runs from base 390 to 2549 and encodes 719 amino acids. The record is from RefSeq and is a predicted model, not a curated record. Gene Ontology annotation, biological process: peptidyl-serine phosphorylation; peptidyl-threonine phosphorylation. Lineage: Eukaryota; Metazoa; Arthropoda; Insecta; Diptera; Drosophilidae. The transcript has 7 exons. Gene Ontology annotation, molecular function: protein serine/threonine kinase activity; ATP binding.
CCGUCGGAUGCGGCCACAGAAUCCGUGAAACUGUGCGAAAACUUGCACGCAUUGGUGGUUUGGGGCGCAGUAGAAUCGCAUUUAUAAAUAGAAGAAGCCAAAAAACUAACAAUUUGCGAAAUUUCUAUGGAAUUGUGCUUAUGGGGCUUUGAACAAUGCAGGCAGUGACAGUUUCUGCAAAUGAAUUUAUAAUUAAGUUCAUAGGUUUUAUAGAGGAAAUCGUUUAUUAAAGCGUAAUUUGCAUAAUUUGCCUAAUCAUGGUGAAUGAAAUACAAAAAAGUUCAGUGAUGUGAACAGUUCUAAUUGAUAAUAUACGCAUAUUUGUAUAAAAAACUAAAUUCUAACAAAAACUACAACUCUACGUACGCGAGCUACAAAUCAGCAUCAAAAUGUCUAAAAAACCUCGAGGGCAUAUACACAAAAUACGGGAAUUCGAGUUGGAAAAGAUACAUUUGGUGGAUGAGUUCGACAUCAUACAGAUUGUGGGAGAGGGCUGGUUCGGCAAAAUUUUGCUUGUCGAGCAUCGGGGCUCCCAGACGGAAAUGGUGCUUAAGGCGGUCCCAAAACCCUAUGUCACAUUGCGUGAUUUUUAUCGUGAAUUCCACUAUGGACUGCACCUGGGAGUGCACCGGCACAUUGUAACCACGUAUGAUGUGGCCUUCGAAACUGCCGGCUUUUAUGUUUUUACGCAGGAAUAUGCGCCGCUCGGUGAUCUAACGUCAAAUGUAACCGAGACGGGCGUAGGGGAGGUGUACAGCAAACGCGUAGCUAAACAGUUAGCUUCGGCCAUAGAUUACAUGCAUUCAAAAGACAUUGUGCAUCGCGAUAUCAAGCUAGAUAAUGUGCUUAUAUACCGGUCGGAUUUUCAACGUGUUAAGCUUUGCGAUUUCGGUGAGUCGUUCCAAGCUGGCACCGUUGUUGAGCGGCGCAACGAAUGGCUGCCUUACAGUCCACCAGAAGUAUUAGAGGUAAAGCCGGAGGGUACCUAUAAAGCCGAUCCUAGUCACGAUGUAUGGCAAUUUGGUAUUGUCCUCUUUGUAUGCCUUACUGGUUGUUUACCGUGGCAGAAGGCCGCUGCUGACGAUCCUCGCUAUGUGCGCUAUAUAUCCUGGCAGGCUAGCAUAAUGAUGAUCAGACGCACUCCCAAGCUGUUUAAGUUGCUUACUACGCGUGCUCAACGCAUGUUUAAGCGCUUCUUGGAGCCCCGCGCAGAUCGUCGGCCAAAGAGUCUGGGUGACUUGACCAAGUUUGUGGACGACCGCUGGCUCGCGAAAACGGCAGAAAAGGAAAUGGCCGAAUACGAGACGGACGAACUGUGUCCCUCUAUGUAUUCAUUUCACAGUAGCCCUGAUGAGAAGAACCGCUUGCUGUAUACUUUGGCCGAUUGCGGGAUCGAGACAAAUGUUGAUCGACAGCUUAAGAAGAAUCGCAUCAGAGACUGGAUAGAAUCCUCUAUAAUUACAGAAGAAGAUGAGGAGGAAAACGAGGAGACAAACUCUGCUUCACCGCCCUCAUCAAUAUCUCGCGGGCCCGUUCCCGGCCAUAUCUCCUCCAUACGUCAGCCACCACCCCCUGAGAAGCCCAAAGAGAUCAAAAACACCCUGAAAGAUGCAACACAGAAGCACUUUGAUCCACGCACGGGGGCACUGCAACAAGGUCCCAGCGAAAUGGGCAUGGCCACACACUCGAAUUACAGCACUACAUCCACACUCAACAAUGCUGACAGUUUACUUACACUAGGCUCCCGACAGGACCUCCUCGCCAGCAACUUGACCAUGUACAACUCGAUGGAUGUGGAACUGAAUCGGCUAGGUGAGCAGGCCAGGUCGCAAUCAAGCGUUGGCAUCCUUAAUCAGUCGCUAAGCAGCGGAAAUUUGCUACUAACUGACCAUGAUGCGUCACCACUGCUACUGACACCCAAUCCGCCAAUGGGCGCGUUUCCGUCACCGCCACUCACUUCCCCAAAGAACUCGAUUGGAGUAGGCACCCGCGGCUCAACUAAAAGCAUUCUGCAGCGUUCCAAGUCCGAUUCCGUGCAGGCGGCAAUGUAUGCCAGCAUGCCAGCCAUUGACAGCACGAGCAGCAGCUCCGCCGUCUAUGCCACUUUUAACACCAAUAACCUAGGCAGGCAGCAGCUGCUGCAGCAACAACAAAUUCAGAGCGGUUAUGCGCCUAAUGGCAGCUCCUUCUUUGUGGCGCCACCAAUAAUAGAUAACAGCACCAAACCUAAUCACAAUGCAAAAACGGUGACGUUCACUGGCUUGACUAACGCCUUCCAAACGCUUGCACAAGUUCCCCUGCUGUCCAAAGCCAGUACGGCUGUUUCGUCUACCAACUAUUUUAAUCAUCAACAAAAUGAUUCUCAAGUCAAAGACAGCGCUUACGGAUCAACAGAUGUGAGCGAAGCGAACAGAAGCUCCAUGGCACGCCAGACCAUGACAGGCAGCGCGCAUAACGACAAUGGCAUCCGGCAGCAGUACAGCGCCAAGGACACGGCCUACGACCGCGUAGUGGUCACCAACAGCAACAGCGCCCGCAAGCGAAGAUAACUCAUGCAUCGCUGUCCCAAGUGCACAAAUCUAUUUUUCGUGCAUUAACAUGAUUUGCGAGUUCCAAUAAACUUAACUAAACUUAUAUAUAUACAUUUCUUAAAA